This is a messenger RNA of Funneliformis mosseae, 976 nucleotides long. Lineage: Eukaryota; Fungi; Glomeromycota; Glomeromycetes; Glomerales; Glomeraceae. The record is from the annotation of a GenBank genome assembly.
GUUUAUUUACUGCGGAAAUGUUGAUUUGACCGGAUUACAGAAACUUGAAUUGCUACAACUUUUCAUGGCAUUGGAUGAAAUUAAUAUCCAACCGUUAAUGACUCAUGUUCAAAAAUACUUAACAGAGCAUAUAGCAAUGUUCACUAAAUUUGAUUCCAUAGAAAUGCUUAAAAUAAUUCAUCAACAUGAAUUUUUUACAGAAUUAUGGGAUGAACAUCUUGAAAUUAUCUGUGAAGAACCAAGAGUUUUAUUAUCUUCAAAAGAUUUUACCUCUCUGAGUGAAAUGUUCUUAAUGGAUAUUCUCAAAUGCAACACAUUGAAGGUUGAUGAAAUCACAAUUUGGGAGAGUGUAUUAAAAUGGGGACUUGAUAAACAUCCAUCAUUUGUCAAGGACGCUAAGAAAUGGGAUAAAGCACAAUUUAAGAUUUUAAGAACCACACUUAAUAAGAUCAUUCCCUUAGUUAACUUUCGUGAUUUUGAUUCAACAACUUUUUUUUAUCAAGUGUUGCCAUAUCAAAAAUUAUUGCCAAAGGACGAAUUAUAUGAUAUCUUGGAAAAGCAUUUGGUUCGGAUAAAUAAUAGACCCACGUUAACUAGAUAUCGUCAAGCUUCUAAUUCCAACAUCCUUAAUCUGCAUCAUUUAGCCAUCUUCUCGACUUGGAUGGAUAAGAAAAAUUCAUAUUACAAAAUACACAAAAAUCCUCAUAAAUUUAAAUCAUUAUAUCAUCAAUUAUUAUGUGAGGACUUUUAUUUCAAAUCAAAUAUCAUGGAUCUUGGAAUGCUUCAUUCAUCUUAUGCGAUACAUUAUAAUGACAGAUGUGAAAUUGGAUUUGGUAGCGGUCACGAUUUAAAUUGUAAAAGUGACGGAAAUUGGACAAGCGUGCCUACUUAUUACCCUUCAAUCGGUAUUCCAGCCGUUUUUAAAAUAUCACAAUACGAAAUAUUUGAAGUCGUUAGAUUCUUUAAUGGCAAAUAA